AUGAUGUCGAGCGCGGCGGCAGAUGAUCUGCUCCUGGAGCUUAUGGACGAGUUCCAACCACACCUGCAGAGCCACAGACACAAGCUACAGACGUGGAGAAGGCUACUGAGGGAAUUCAACCGACGCACGGGCGGCAGCAUCCGGCAGGAGCGGACCCUGCGGAUGAGAUUCGAGCGUAUGAAAGAGACGCUGGAGAGUGGCGGCGAGGUGCAUGUGUUGCAGCCCGGGCUGCUGGAGACGCUAGUACGCGAGUACAACGGGUCCCGGGGGGGAAACAGGCGGGUAGAAGUGGGGGAGCACGAGUGGAAUGGAUGCCAGCCGGCGGGGUUUGAGCCUCUGGGGAGUGACCUUACGAGUGGCACGAAUAGCGCGGAUGAGCGCGAGGAAAGCGAGCCUCCUCCACUCGAUACAAUGGACGUCUUCCCGGCGACCGAGAUGCGUCUGCUAGUGGAGCGCGAGCGCUACAACCUGCUGCGGCAAAGCCUGGUGUCCUUCGAUGACUGUUCGCCGGAGGCAGGCCUCUCGGGGGGCAGCUCAUACUGUGGGUCGACCAGCUCGCACACGAGUCUUCUGACGCCGGCACUGUCCAUGAAAGGCGUAUGCACAGACGGGCUGCACGAAGUCGGCAGGCAGCUGCAGAGCCAGGCAGUCCUGGAUAUCAUAUGUGGUGAGCUGCAGCAACUGCGACAGCAGCAAGAGACGCUGGAGCAGCAUAUUUUCGAGCGUCUCGACCGGUUGGCUGCGCUUCUUGCGCAGAAGCCUGAGAACGCUGGCGUCCGCGGGCACUGA
Molecule: messenger RNA, 789 nt
Organism: Eremothecium gossypii ATCC 10895
Lineage: Eukaryota; Fungi; Ascomycota; Saccharomycetes; Saccharomycetales; Saccharomycetaceae
Gene: DAL82
Product: Dal82p
Exons: 1
Coding region: 1-789 (262 amino acids)
Source: RefSeq, marked provisional